Dama dama (fallow deer) is the source of this 7296-nucleotide messenger RNA. RefSeq names its product family with sequence similarity 185 member A (gene FAM185A). The transcript has 8 exons. The coding region runs from base 217 to 1374 and encodes 385 amino acids. The record is from RefSeq and is a predicted model, not a curated record. NCBI's taxonomy places the organism in Eukaryota, Metazoa, Chordata, Mammalia, Artiodactyla, Cervidae.
GAUGGAUACUUGGAACUUGAAAAUUCCAAUUUGCCGCGUAGACCCGUGUAGCUGACGUUUACAUUGCUGAACGAAGUGAGCGGUCUUGCUAUUGCUUCAGCAGACCCUCUUAUCAGGUAUCUCCCUUUUGGCUUGGUCAGCCCAGCGGCAAGCCGACGGGACGUGGGGAGACUAACCUGAGGCUGAAGUAAUCUGAGGGAGAAAGAGGGGCACGCCAUGUUCCCCUUCUCGGGAUGGGGGCUGCGCUGCCUCCGGCUCUGUCUGCUCAGAGUGUGGGCCGGCGAGGCCACCGGGCGCUGGGCCUGUGGGACAUGUCAGUCCCGGCUGUACGGCUCAGGUGGGUCCCAGCCCGAGGUCUCUAGGUCUGACCCUGCGCGCAGGACUCUGAAGGAGUGGGCGCUGCUGGUGAGCCCUUUCGGCCGGCUGCGGGCGCGGCUCCCAUGCCACCUGACCGUGAGGCCCCUGGACCCCCUCACCUACCCAGACGGCGACCGCGUGCUGGUCACAGUGAGCGGAGUGGAGGGCGGGGCGCGGGCCCUGGCCGGCCUGCAGGUGAACUACGACGAGGCGCAGAAGGAGGUGACCAUCGUGUCUGAUGCCAUCGACCACCAGGCGUCCGUGGAAGUGAACGCGCCCCUGAAGUUUGAUUUGAAUAUCCAGUCAUCAGGGUCUGGCUGUGUAAAGGUCCAAAAUAUUGAGUGUGAUAAUUGCAAAAUUGAAACUGAGCAGGGGACUAGCAUCUUACAGUCUGUUAAGAGUCAAAAAUUACAUGUUCAAACAACAGGAGGCAAAGUGAUCUGCCUGGGAACGGUUUAUGGAAAUAUAGAUAUCCAUGCAUCAGAUAAAAGUACUGUGACUGUAGAUAAACUACAGGGAAGUUCUGUUAAUAUAUCUACUGAAGAUGGUUUGCUGAAAGUCAAGUAUCUUUAUACAGAAUCAUCAUUUCUGUCUUCUGCUGCUGGGGAUAUUACAUUAGGAAGUGUUCAUGGUAAUAUAACAUUACGAAGCAAGAUGGGUAACAUCACAGUAGGUUCGUCUUCUGGAUGUCUAAAUGCCUUGGCUCAGCAGGGUGUCAUAGAUGUUUAUGUCAGCCAGCUGGGGAAAGUGGAAUUGAAAGUCCAUAAAGGCUCUAUUCUUGUCAAGGUUGCAUCUUCUCUUCAAGCUUAUUUACAGUUAUCAGGGAAAGAGAUUGAUGUGAACUCAGAUGUCCAUGUUGAAGAAAUGCAUGAAGCUCAUAGAGAUGAUGGUGUGAUAAUUACUGGAUUCCUGAAUCAAACAAGCAAACAUGAAAAAUGGAUUAAGGCUGAUGCCCCAAAAGGAACUGUACGUUUUAGAAGCCAAAGCUGGUUUCAGUCCCUGAAGCUGCAGGACUGAAUGACUUGAAUUACAUUUCUAACUUUUAACAAUGACUAGUAGAUCUAUGACUACAAAAAAGCAAAUACCAGUGUUCAUACAAAUGUUGAAAACAACAAACUGGAAUGUCUUGGAGAAAUCUUUUCAAAAUUUGUACUUCGCUGUUAGUUUUCUUUUGUAACAAAUUACCACAAACUUACUGACUUUAAAAAAUACCUGUUUGUUCUGGGAUCUUCUGAAUGCUGACACUACUCAGCACUAGCCCUAAGGCCUCUACAGUCAACCACCUCGUUACCUGGUUCCAUCAAUCAAUGGCCAGCAGCCUCUGCACAAGGAAGCACCUGGCAACCAAACAGAUCAGGGGCCAACCAAGCCUACCAGACCACCUACACAGUCAGUCUGCCAAAACAGAAAGACCCAUGCCCUCAUAGGGGGAACUCCUAAGGCAUAUAGCUUUUGAUGAGAGGAGAGUGCACUGCUGGAACACAGAUCACUUCAUGAUUGGAAAACACAACCAACCUGUCAGAUACAUAAAGAACAAAAACAGCUAGUUAGGCAAAAUGAGGCAAUGCAGGACCGUGUUCCAAACAAAGGAUUGAGAUAAAAAACUCCAGAAGAAGAACUGAGUGAAGUGGGAGAUAUGAAAUCUAACCAAGAAAGAGUUUAAGGAUAUCAUCAUAAAAAUGACCAAAGAACUUAGGAAAAGAAUGGCUGCACAGACUGAUAAGUUAGAAGUUUUUAACAAAGAAAAAAUAGAAAGAACAACCAAACAUAGAUGAAGAAUACAGUAACUGAAAUGAAAAAUGCACUAAAAUCAAUGUAGUAGACUAAAUGAUACAGAGGAAUGGAUCUGAAGCUGGAAAACAGAGUAGUGGAAAUCAGUGAUGCUGAAGAGAAAAUAAUGAAUAGAAAUGAGGAUAUUUUUAAGAGACUUCUGAGACAACAUCAAGCUCAUUUUUAUUUGCAUUUUAGGAUCCCCACAGAAUAGAGAGAAAGAGGCUGAGAACAUAAUUGAAGACAUAAUAGCUGAAAACUUUCCUAUCUUGGAAAAAACAAACAAAACCCAAAAUUAGUCAAAGGGAAGAAAUAAUAAAAAUCAGAGCAGAGAUAAAUGAAAUAGACUCUUAAAAAAUACAAUAGAAAAGAUCAGUGAAGCUAAGAGCUUGUUCUUUGAAAAGAUAAUCUGAAUUGAUAAACCAUUAGCCAGAUUCAUCAAGAAAAAAAAUAUCCAAUUCAAUAAAGUCAGAAAUGAAAAAGGAGAGGUUACAACUGAUGCUACUGGAAUACAAAGGACCAUAAGAGACUACUGCAAACAGCUAUAUGUCAAAAAAUGGGACAACAUUGAAGAAAUAGGCAAAUCCUAAAAAUGAAUGCUAAAAGGAAUCAACAGUAGACUCCCAAGACUGACUCAGGAAGAAGUAGAAAAUAUGAACAGAUCAACUAUAAAUAAUGAAAUUGAAUUAGUGACAAAAAAUUCCCAACAAACAAAUAGUUCAUGACCAGCUGGCUUUACAGAUGAAUGCUACCAAACAUUUAGAGACAGCACUUAUGCUUCUUAAAGUAUUCCAAAAAAUUGCAGAGGAAAGAACACUGCUGAACUCAUUCUACAUGGCCAGAAUCACCAUAAGAUCAAAACUAACAAAGAUAAUUACACACAUAUACAAAUUACAGGCCAUUAUAACCGAUGAAUAUUGAUGUGAAAAUACUGAACAAAAUAUUGUCAAAUCAAAUCCAACAAUACAUCAAAAGGAUCAUACAUGGUGAUCAAGUGGGAUUUAUCUCAGGGAUGCAAGAAUUUCUCAGUAUACACAAAUCAAUCAAUGUGAUACACCACAUUAACAAGUUGAAUAAUAAAAACCACAUGUCAUCUCCUUAGAUGGAGGAAAAGGUUUUGACAAAGUUCAGCUUUCAUUUAUGUUUAAAAACACUCCAGAAAAUGGGCCUAGAGGGAACAUACCUCAGCAUAAUAAAGACCAUAUAUGGCAAAUCAGUGCAAACAUCAUACUUAGUGGUUAAAAGCUGAAAGCAUUUCCUCUAAGAUCAGGAACAAGACAAGGAUGCCCACUCUUGCCCGUUUUAUUCAGCAUAGUUUUGGAAUUUCUUGCCACAGCAGUCAGACAAAAGAAAAAAAGGAAUAAAUGGAAUCCAGAUUGGAAGAAGUGAAGUGAAAUCACUCAGUCGUGUCCAACUCUUUGUGACCCCAUGGACUGUAGCCUACCAGGCUCCUCCCAUGGGAUUUUCCAGGCAAGAGUACUGGAGUGGGUUGCCAUUUCCUUCUUCAGAGGAUCUUUCCCACCCAGGGAUCGAACCCUGGUCUCCUGCAUUAUAGACAGACACUUUACCGUCUGAGCCACCAGAUUGGAAAGGAAGAAGUAAAACGGUCACUGUUUGCAGAUGAUACACUGUACACAGAAAAUCCUAAAGAUGACACUGACAAAACUACUAGAGCUUAUCACUAAAUUUGUAAAGCUGCAGGAUACAAAAUUAAUACAGAGAAAUCUGUUAUUUAUUUGCACACUAACAAUGAACUAUCAGAGAAAUUAAGAAAACAAUCCCAUUUACCAUCUCAUCAAAUAUAAUAAAACACUUAAGAAUAAACUUACCUAAAGAGGUUAAAGGUUUGUAUUUGGAAAACUAUAAGACACUGAUGAAAGAAAUUGAAGGUAAUUUGAACAGGUGGAAAGAUAUGCCAUGUUCAUUGAUUGGAAAAAUUAAUUUUAUAAGAUGACCAUACUAUCCAGGGCAGGCUACAGAUUCAAUGCAAUCUCUACCAAGGGCAUUUUUUUCACACAACUAAAUAUUUCUAAAAUUUUUAUGGAAACAGAAGACCCUAAAUAACUAAACGAUCUUCAGAAAGAAGGAAGCUGGAAGAAUCACAUGCUCUGACUUCAGAUUGUACUAAAAAGCUAGAGUAAUCAAAACAGCAUGGAAUUGGCACAAAAACAAGGGUGUAGAUCAGUGGAACAAAACAGAGAGCCAAGAAAUAAACCCAUGCACUUACUGUCAAUUAAUCUGUGACAAAGUAGGCAAGAAUAUAUAAUGGGAAAAAAGUCUUUUCAAUAAGUGGUGCUGGGGAAACUGGUCAAGUACAUGUAAAAGAAUAAAAUUAGAAUAUUCUCUAACACCAUAUGCAAACACAAAUUAAGGAUGGGGAGGGAGGCUGGAGGGGGGAGCGGGAUGGGAAACACAUGUAAAUCCAUGGCUGAUUCAUGUCAAUGUAUGGCAAAAACCACUACAAUGUUGUAAAGUAAUUAGCCUCCAACUAAUAAAAAUAAAUGAAAAAAAAAAAAAAAGAAUUAAAUGUAAUACCAGAAACAAAACUUCAAGAAGAAAGCAUAGGUGGAACACCCUUUGACAUAAAUUGUAGCAAUAUUUUGGAUGAGUUCUCCUAGAAUAAAGAGAGUGAAAAAAAAAUAAACAAAUGGCACCUGAUUAAAUUUAAAGGCUUUUGCACAGCAUAGGAAAUCAUCAACAAAAUAAAAAGACAACCACUGAAUGGGAGAAAAUAUUUGCAAAUGAUACAGCCAAUAGAGGGUUGUAUCCAAAAUAUACGAACAGCUCUUACAACUCAAUGUAAAAAAAAAAAAAAAACUGAUUAAAAAAUGGGCAGAUGAUCCAAAUAGACAUUUUUUUCCUAAACAAGUCAUACCAGUGGCCAUCAUCACUUAAAAAGAUGCUCAACAUCAUGAUAAUCAGAUAAAUUAAAAUUAAAAGCAUAAUGAGAUAUCACUUCACAUUUGUCAAAAUAGCUAUCAUCAUAAAAUACCACAAAUAAAAAAUAUUGGCAAGGAUGUGGAGGAAGGAGAACCUUCUUAUACUUAGUGGGAACGUAAAUUGGUGCAGCCACCAUGGAGAACAGUAUGAAGGUUUUGCAAAAAAAAAAAAAAGAAAAAACCUAGGACUAACAUAAGACCCAGCACUUCUACUCCUGGUUAUUUAUCUGAAAAAACAAAAAACAUUAAUUUGAAAAGAUACUUGCACCCCAAUAUUAAUAGCAUUUACAAUUGCUAAGAUAUGGAAGCAACCUAAGUGUCCAUUAACAGGUGAAUGAAUAAAGAAGAUGUGGUAUAUAUAAAUACAAUAAGGGACUUACCUGUUGGUCUAGUGGCUAAGACUCCACACUCCCAGUGCAGGGGUACCAGGUUCAAUCCCUGGUUGGAGCCAGAUCCCAUAUGCUGCAACUGAGAGUUUGCAUGCUGCAGUGAAGAUUGAAGAUCCCAGAUGCCACAACUAAGAGCCAGCACAGUCAGACAAAUAAAUAUUUAAAUACAAUGGAAUAUUACUCAGCCAUGAAAAAUAAUGAAAAUUUCAGCAACAUGGAUAGACCUGGAGGGUACUAUGCUAAGUGAAAGUAGUCAGAGAAAUAUGCAUACUAUAUAAUAUCACUUAUAUGUGGAAUCUGAAAAAUACAGUUACUGAAUAUAAUUUUUAAAAAAGAAACAUACAUACAGAGAACACAUGAGUGGUUACCAGUAGGGAGUGGAAAGUGCAGAGGGAACAGGAUAUGGGUAGGGGAUUAAGAGGUACAAACUGCUAUAUAUAAAAUAAGCUGCAAGGAUAUAUAGUACAACAUGGGAUAUAGCCAAUAUUUUGUAAUAACUAAAAUUGAAUGUAACCUUUGAAAAUUGUCAGUCACUAUAUUGUAUACCUUAAACUUACAUAAUAUUGUAUAUCAACCAUACCUCAUUAAAUUUUUUUUAAAAUAUGAGUUAUUAAGCUUAAAAAUGUAGAAGGCAAUGGCACCCCACUCCAGCACUCUUGCCUGGAAAAUCCCAUGGACAAAGGAGCCUGGUAGGCUGCAGUCCAUGGGGUCGCUAAGAGUUGGACACGACUGAGCGACUUCACUUUCACUUUUCACUUUCAUGCAUUGGAGAAGGAGAUGGCAACCCACUCCAGUGUUCUCGCCUGGAGAAUCCCAGGGACAGCGGAGCCUGGUGGGCUGCCGUCUAUAGGGUCACACCGAGUCGGACACGACUGAAGUGACUUAGCAGCAGCAGCAACAGCAGCAAGCUUAAAAAAAAACAACCCUGUUCAUCAGCUCACUGUUCUGUAGAUCAGGAGCUCAGUGUGGUUAGAUUCUCUAUUCACGGUAUUGCAAGGCUGGACUUAAGGUGUUGGCCAGACUGAAUUCUCAUCUGGGUGAUCUGAGAAAUAUUCUACUUCCAGGCUCAUUCAUAUUAUUGGCAAACUCCAGUUCAUCAUGACUGUGUGACUGAGAUCUGUUUCCAUUCUGUCAGUUGGCAAGCACUCUAAGCUUCUAGAAACCACCUGCAUCCCUUCUCAUGUGGCCCUCUCCAUUUUCAAGCCAGCAAUAAUGCAAUUAGUCCUUCUCAUACUUUGACUAUCUGAGUUCUUUUUCUGCAACCAGCUUGAGAUAACUGCUUUUGAAGAGCUCAGAGGAUUAGGUCAGGCCUACUCAGGAUAAUCUUUGUUUUGUCAUCUAAUCUAAUGUAGUCAUAAAAUGAUAUUUCAUCAUGUUCAUAGUUUCCACUUGAAGAAAUUGUACAAAAAUAAUAGGUAAUAGGGGGCAGUUAUUUAAAAAUUCUUUGUACCAGGGCUCUUGUAUAAAAUGUUUUCUACUUAGCAUUUAUUAUGACAACAAUAUAAAUUUAAGCUGUGGCUAUAUCACAAAUACAUACACAAAUAAAAUACAUCAGAAAUCUGAUACAAUUGCUACUGAUUCUUUUUUUUUUUAAUGUAAUUUAAAGCAUAAUGCAUUCUGGUGGUGGGGCAGCAUUCAACUACUUUAUAGCCUGUUGUAUGAAGAUAGAUUUUUACUUUUACAGUGAUGUACUAUCUAAGUUAUUUUAUGAAUUUUCUUUCUUCCAAACCUUGUUGAUCCCUGGAAGAUUUAAAUUAUAUAAUACUGAAUAGAUGUUAUCUAUUGGAUUGUAUUUCUUUGGUCUUAAAUUCUGAUUUUCUAAUAAACCUUUCCAAAUAUGA